AUGCGCUCUGCUACUCUUGCCAUCCUUGCUGCGCUUGUCGUAUCGGCCGUCGGGACCCCAGUCCGUGAAGAUGGCCUCAAGAUCCCCUUGAGUUCGCGCAAGCGGUUCACGAAUACAAAAGGUGUUGCGGAUAUCUCGCGCCUGCAGGGCCACCUUUCUAGGUCUCUCGACAAAGUGUCCCGUGGCUUAGAUGCUUUUGAACGCAACACUGGCAACAAGCAUCCAUUGGACUCUGGCAACCGGCGUCCGUCCAGGCGCGCGACCGGCGGAGAUCCCUUGACAGACGACGAUGAUGGGUCGCUCUGGCAAGGACCCAUUUCUGUAGGUUCACCCGCAAAGGGAUUCACCGUGGACUUCGAUACGGGCAGCAGUGACUUGUUCCUUCCUGGUGUGGAUUGCCUCUUGACAUGUCUAGGACAUACGCUAUACAACCCGGGCGCAAGCCGAGUGUCUACCAACACUCGCCAACGAUUCAGCCUUGCAUUCGGCGACGGGUCGACAGUGCAGGGAACUGUCUUCACUGAUACUGUAACCGUAGCCGGCCUCUCAGCGACAGGCCAAGCGGUUGGAGAGUCAUCUCAGUACAGUACAGGGUUUGAAAAGCAGAACUUUCCACCAGACGGCCUUAUGGGGAUGGGGUUCCAGCAAAUAUCCGUUUUCAACGAACCUCCGUUCUUCCAGACACUCGUCAAUCAAGGGACAGUCACCUCUCCCGAAUUUGGCGUCAAGCUCUCGACAUCAGGCUCCGAGCUCUUCCUUGGCGGCGCCGAUACCUCACUCUUCACUGGGUCAUUAACCUCGGUUCCGGUCACGACAGUGGGAUUUUGGCAAGUUACCAUGGAUUCUAUCAAUGCGGCGGGCAAGGCCGCAGGCUCUAACCUCGACUCGAUCAUCGACACGGGGACGACGCUCGUGAUCGGUGAUAUGAACACGGUGGCAGCCCUAUACGCGGAAAUUCCUGGGUCUGCCGACGCGAGCGAGACCGCCGGACCAGGCUUCUUUACAUUCCCUUGCGAUACUGACCCCGAAGUCAGUCUGACGUUCGGGGGCAAGAGUUUCCCAAUUUCGCUUGACACGUUCAAUCUAGGAUUAUUGACCGAAGGCGGCGACGAUUGUGUCGGGGGCGUAAUGGGAGCUUCUGGUCUUCCGGCGGACUUCAUUGUCGGCGAUGUCUUCCUGCAGAAUGUAUACACGGUCUUCAAUGUCGGGAACACGACAGUUAGUUUCGCAGACCUCGCUUGA
This is a messenger RNA of Peniophora sp. CBMAI 1063, 1242 nucleotides long. Lineage: Eukaryota; Fungi; Basidiomycota; Agaricomycetes; Russulales; Peniophoraceae. The record is from the annotation of a GenBank genome assembly.